GAUUUAGAUGACACUUUUAACAAACAAAAAUAUUAUAAUACCAUGAAGUCUAUGGCAAACUAUUCAUCUAUAUAAAUGCGGAGGUGCUUCCCAGAGGCGAGUCAAAACGAAAACCUUCAUUCUGGCAAACAGCUUCGGAGGCCGUUAGUUUAGUGGCGUGAAAUAGUUGCUUAUCGAAUUUGUGAGCUGUCAUCGAAAAUGCUGGUCAUUUGCUGCGUUUUGGUAGUCCUGGUCACUUCACUAUUGUACUGGGAAAAACGGGCACACUCCUAUUGGACGAGGAGAGGAAUAGCUCAGCUUCAGCCCGGGUGGUUCUUCGGAAACAUCAAAGACUUGCUUCUGGAGCGAACUAGCUCAGCCGAGUUCGCAAGACAAUUGUACUGGGAGAUGAAAAACAAAGGAGUUAAAUUGAUGGGCAUCUACAGCUUCUACGACCCCAUACUCGUAGUCCGAGACUUAGAUUUGACGAAACGGAUCCUAAUCAAAGAUUUCGAGCAUUUCUCCAGUCGCGGCACCUUUUGCAACGAAAAAGUCGAACGGCAUGCUGGACACGUGGCCAAUGUUACCGGAGAGAGAUGGAGACGUCUUCGCAAAGCUUUGACUCCGGCUUUCACACCAAGCAAAAUGAAGCAUAUUUUCGAUUCCAUAUUGUCUUGUACGCCGGGAUUGGUGGAGAAACUAGACAUCUUCGCCUCAGCUCGACUACCUGCAGACAUGAAAGACAUUUUCGACCGCUUCACCACCAGCGUGCUGGGCAGCGCCUUAUUCGGACUCGAACCCAACACCAUGAGUCAAUUGGACUCGGACAUUAGACGAUACGGGUCGAAAAUGGCCGAAAGAGGCAUCUGGAACAGCGUGAUGAGGAUACUGGUGCCCAAACUUCCGACGUUCGUCGUGAGCUGGCUGGGUCUCAGGCUGAGCAACAAGGAAGCAGUCGAUUUCUUCUGGGAUCUGACCCGUCGCAACAUAGAGCAAAGGAGAACGAACGACGUCGAUCGGAAUGACUUUUUGCAGACGCUCCUCAAAAUGACCACAGCAGACGUCAUUUUCACAGAGAACGACGCGAUAUCUCAGACGUUGCUGUUCUACGGGGCGGGCUUCGAGGUCUCGUCGUGCGUAGCCAAUUUCACCCUGCUAGAGCUGGCUUCGAACCAAUCGAUCCAGGACCGACUGAGGAGGGAAAUUGAGGAAGCCGUAGGGAACCACGACGGUCGGAUCACCUACGACGCGAUUCAGGAUAUAUCCUGCCUAGACAACGUCAUUUACGAAGGCAUGAGGAAACACGCAACCACCACGAUACUUGCCAGAAAAUGCGAGAAAACCUACACGGUUCCCGAUACGGAACAUGUCAUCGAGAAAGGCACUUUGGUAUGGCUACCGGUGGCCGGGUAUUACGACGAUCGAGAGUAUUAUCCGGACCCCCACGUGUACAACCCCAGCAGGUUCGACAAUGACAACCACGUCAAUCGUUCGGAUGAGGCUUUCUGGCCUUUCGGGGACGGACCACGUCAAUGCAUUGGUAUAAGAUUUGGAAUGCUCCAGACUAAAAUCGGACUGGUCGCCAUCGUAAAAAACUUCAGAGUGACGUUAAACGACAAGACUACAAUUCCGGUAGUGCACGCCAAAGGCAAAUUUUUCCCGUCGCCCAGCGGCGGCGUUUGGCUGGAUUUUGAAAAAAUAUGCGAAUCUGUGUGAAA
This is a messenger RNA of Cylas formicarius (sweet potato weevil), 1697 nucleotides long. RefSeq names its product probable cytochrome P450 6a17. Lineage: Eukaryota; Metazoa; Arthropoda; Insecta; Coleoptera; Brentidae. The coding region runs from base 199 to 1695 and encodes 498 amino acids. The transcript has 7 exons. Gene Ontology annotation, molecular function: heme binding; iron ion binding; oxidoreductase activity, acting on paired donors, with incorporation or reduction of molecular oxygen. The record is from RefSeq and is a predicted model, not a curated record.